GUCUCUCUCCGCACACCUGUGUCAAGGUAAUUUUCACAACCUGUUGGAUCACGACGCGUCUCCUUUUUCCGUAGAUCUCGGCGCAGGAUUCCAAAUUCGGGGAGCGGAUCUAGGUACGAGUGAUGCUCCAGGACUGGCUUGUCUCAUCGGGAGGAUGUGAGAGAAAGAGGAGGGUAGAUACAAGAGGCGGGAGGGUUCAGAAACAACAGGUCCUGUGAAGUCAACGUCGUGAGACCCGGGAUGGCAGCCUGUGGGGGGACCGCCCAGGGAAGCAGAGGCAGGAUGGAGGCCGUCUUCAAGGGAAGCCUUCAGAACGUCAACCUUAAGCAAUACAGCAGGUGCAUCAAGGUGUUCCUGUCGGCAACGCCCUCAGAUACGAUAUUGGAGAGGGCUGCACUGAAGUCCGAUGCCAUCCCUGAACUACAUACCUACUGCCAGAAACAUGGGCUGGACUUUCAGCUUGUGGACAUGCACCAUGAAUGGCUGACUGACAGCUGUACGGACCAUACCACUGCAGGCAGGAGACUACAGGAGCUGAGGGACUGCUACAAUGUCUCCUGUGGCCCCUUCUUUGUGUCCAUAAUAGGAGACAGGUAUGGGGAGUGUCCCUUACCCCAACAUAUCAAUGAGAUUGAAUUCUGUCACGUACGGGAUACUGCCAUCCAACUUGGCAAAGAUGUGAGCCUAUUGGAGGAGUGGUAUGUGAAGGACGAGAAUGCAGUACCCCCAGAAUAUGUCCUACAGCCCAUCGAGGCCAAAUUACCACACUACGGGGACAGGUCAGAGGAGAAUGAAGAACUGAUGGACCACUAUCACAACGUGUGGCUGAACACCUUCAACGCUCUACAGGACCUUCUCUACAAGUCUGCCCAGGCUGCACACCAGCGCAGAGCUAUCAGUACCAAGCAGCUCAGCAAGUACCAGUUAUCAGGUGUAGAAGCAGAGGUUUUGGAGGCUCUUAGCCUCGACUCUGAGCCGUCCAAGAAUUGUGUGUUUUUCUUGCGCACGUUAGAAGGACUUUCCAAGAGUCUGUCGGAUCAGAGUGCCAAGAACUUCACGGACAUAAACAGUAGCCUAGAACUUGACAGCGCGGCUCAGGAGAAGCUAAGAUCCCUCCGCGAUUCCUACAUAAACGAAAAGGUUGACCCUGAAAAUACGGUCCGGUUAGGUACGGUGUGGAAGGACGGCGGACUGGACCCAUCCACACACACGGAACACAAGACCUACCUUGCAGAUUUCUGCUCACAGUUUGUUGCCAAAUUGAAGCAGUUGAUCGACAAAGUCGUCGACAACUACGCCGAGAUGCAGUAUCUAAAAGAAACACCCAUCAGAGAGCUCUACUACAAGUUGUUAGAAAGCUCGGCGGUGAGUCUUGCUCACAGCCAGAAAUUUGUUGCACGGGAGGACGUUAUGAGCGCCAUACGAGAGCUGGUCACUUCGGAGGAGUCCAAACCAAUUGUUUUAUACGGGGGACAAGGGAGCGGCAAGUCUGCAGUCAUCGGUAAAGUGGCCACGUCGUUAGCCGACUGGACGGGGACGCAGCCCAUCUGCGUUCUUCGCUACAUCCACAACCACACUUGCACUCACACCUUGCUCAACGAAAUCUGUCAGCAGCUGUGUGCAACCAACCUGGAGGGGGAGCUAGAGAAGAUACCCGUGGAGUACAGAAAGCUGGUCUCUUUCUUCAACGACCUUCUCCUGAAAGCCUCUAAGUGGGGGAACAUGACAGUCAUUCUGCUAGAUGGCGUGGAGAGACUACUACCCACAGAGGGGUUCCCCACCUUUGAUUGGCUCCCCGCCGAGCUUCCAUCAGGCAUAAAAAUGGUCCUGAGCAUGACGGAUGGCAGCGUGCUGGAGGAGCUGAAGGAGAGGAUAGCAGACAAGCAGAGAUUUGUGAAACUGUCGGACUUGACCGAGAAGGAGAGGAUGAUAUUGAUGGAUUCCUACUUUACACACAGGAAGAGGAGAAUAACAGCCAAGCAGAGGGUCCUCCUGAAGAAUGCCCUGCAGGAGCCGUGCAGCCCCCUGAUGCUGACCCUGCUGUGUCGGGAGGUGGAAAGCGGCAGCCCGCAGCUGUGUCAGAACGGCAGCAAGAUGCCGCAGUCAGCCGAGGAGGCAGCCAACAUCAUAUUCGACGGUCUGGAAAGUAGACACGACCAAGUCUGUUUGGGACAUGUGCUGGCCAGCAUCUGUGCAGGCCGGGCUGGUGUGACGGAGACAGAGCUGCUGUGUAUGCUGUCCUGUUGUGAUGCCAUUAUGGACCCCCUGUGCCAGCAGACCAGCUGUGGGGACCGCACCUUCCCUCACACGUUCUGGGCCGCCAUCAAACACGACCUAGAUAAUGUGAUGACUGUCAGCCUCCUGGAUGGGGUUUUGGUCGUGCAUCUGGCCCAUGAGGCCUUUCAAAAGGUGGCGCUAGAAAGAUACGGAGGAGGGGAACAGCCAAUCAGGAAACAACAUGGGGACUUCGCAGACAUCUUGUCUGGUAGCCAUGGUGAGAGUAAACUGUCACCGUCACACAUCAACGCAGAGGUGAAGAAUGGGACUCCAACUGAACCACCAUCAGCAGCAACACAGCAGUUCAACAUCAGACAGCAGAAUGAGCUGUGGUACCAACUGGUGCUGGCUGGUAACUUACGGGACCUGAAGUCCAAGGCCCUGUGCUGUUUCCCCUAUCUCCUGGCUAAGAUGCAGUGUUCCUCGGUGUAUGAACUCCUUCACUGUUUCCACGUGGCGUCACAACACGUGCUAGACGCGGAAGUUAACCUGGUUCUUCUGGCGAUGGAGGCGUCGAUAAGCGCGCUGAUUGCGGACGGACAACAACUGGGCGCACAGCUGAUUUCUAGACUUGUAUCCAUGAAAGAUAAAGGUGACAAGGCCCUAGACUCCCUGAUUCAGCAGGCACUAGAGUGGGGCCGGAAUCAUAACAAGGCCCUCCUGCUCCCCCAUACCUCAUGGCUCAUCACCAAGCAGAAAAGCCUGGUCAAGACACUGGACUGUCCAGGUGUGAGACACAUGGUGACGACAGCCGACACCCAGCAUGUCAUUUGCACGGCAACGGACCAUACCAUCUCCAUGUACAGUGUGGGGUCCGGCGAAGCUGUGCAGACAUUCGAGGGACACAAGGAUAACAUCAACUGCAUCUACCUUUCCCACAGUGGUAAGUUCUUCCUGUCAGGGUCAGAUGACAAGACCGUCCAGUCCUGGUGUUUGGAGACCGGGCAGGGCCUGCGCACCUACUCGGGACACACCGCAGGGGUCAUGUGUAUGACCCUGGCUCACAACGACCAAAUCUUCGCCACUGGUGCCAAAGAUCACAUUGUGCGCGUCUUCAGCUUCGAGUGUCGGGAACCUCAGCAGGUUAUCGAGCAGCACACCGCGGCGAUCACCUGCAUCACGCUAACACGACACGACGACAUCCUGGUCACCGCCGGCGCCGACUGUCGCAUCCACGUCUGGCUACUCAACAAGAAGAAGCUGCUAAACACCAUCUGGGCACUGCAGCCCGAGGAAGAACCACCCAAGGAGGAACAGAAAGAGAAGAAGCCCAAGAAGAAGAAGAAGAAAUCAGAAGAAGACGAGCCCAGUGAUUCGAUGGAUGACGAACACACAGGAGGCAACACCCCACCUUCAUCCCCCCUCCCUCCUCUCCCCAUCCUGGUCACCCCCGUGGUCAGCAUGGUACUGUCUAAGAACAACAGUUUCCUUGUGUCUGGGUGUGAGAACGGAGACAUCCAUGUUUGGGCUCUGACCACAGGCAGUCUUGUUCAUCAACUACUCGGAAUCAAAGGAAAGGUGACAUGCGUUGCCAUAGCAAACGACAGCGUGUUUGCCGCCCUGGGCUGUGAAAAUGGCAGUAUUCUGGUGUUUAACAUCCGUACCAAGGCCCUGAUGCACACCCUCCUGGGGCACCAGGCUCCCGUCACAGAUGUGGCCAUUUCUCACGACGACCACUUCAUCCUGUCUGCUGCUGAGGACGACACUGUUCAUGUGUGGAACCUGGACAAGAUGCCGGUGGACCGCGAGGAGACAGACUCCAUCAGUAAGUCCGUCACGUGUGUCACCGUGGGAACCGUGGAGCGGGACGGCAGCAGCAUCGCGCUGUCGGGCGGGAAGGACGGAAGCUGUAAACUCUGGAGCAUGGACACAUACAAGAUGCUGCAUCACCUACAAGAUCACGUAAAGGCCAUCACAUGCGUGGCGCUCUCCAGCAACGGAACAUUCGCCGUGUCGGGUUCCGAAGACACCACCAUCAAGGUGUGGAGCGUGGACAACGGACUGGUGGUCCUGUCGUUUGUAGAACAUUCUGCUCCCAUAGCGUACGUCACGGUGACUUCUGAUGACACAAGGAUUCUUUCUGCUGACAUCAAGAACAGUUUGAAGCUGUGGCAGGCCGAGUCUGGGAACAUCCUUCUCUCCUGUACCGGCCCUUCACUACUGGUGGCUGUCACUCCUGACAACCAGAAUGCAGUGUCAGGUGACAGAGACAAUGUGAUGAAGAUCUGGACCCUGAGUGAUGGGAAGGUGGUACAGUCCAUCAAGCAUGUGGACAGCAUCUCGUGUAUCGCCAUCUCUCUGGACAGUCAGCUAUGCGUGACAGGGUCACAUGACAUGUCACUCAAAGUCUGGGAGGCCAAGACUGGCAAACUUACACAGAUCCUGGCCGGCCAUGAUGACGUGGUCACCUGUGUCCAAGUGGCCGAGCAGAAGCAGCGUGUGGUCUCCGGCUCGGUGGACAAGACGGUCAUCGUGUGGAACCUGAACACUGGACAGAUCGAACAGACGCUGUCUGGACACACCGGCACGGUCACUUGUCUCGGACUGGCCAAUGAUGCUGAUACAGUCAUUUCUGGCUCUGAUGACGGAACCAUCCGGAUCUGGUCAGCUAACACGGGUGUCCACCUCACCAGGAUGGACAUGUACGUGGGGAUCAGGGACCUGAAGGUGACACUUGAUGGAACACAUGUCAUCGUGCACCUGACCGACAAGGCCGUCGUGCCCAUCUUACAGCUGCUUAAUGGGAAGGUGGAGGAAGUCAAGUUCAGUAGUGAGACCACUCUUGAUGACGACAAGAAGAGAAAAGCCAGUCAGACCCAGAAGACGGCCCCGGGGGCGACUGGUGGCAGCCGACUCUUCGCAAACGGUAGGAAAAGCACGCGGGGCAAAAAGCAGAGCAGCCGGGCGAGACUCAACAGCGGCGGUUCUGAGUCCGUCAGCUCCGGCUACCAUUCCAACAACCAGCCCACCCCGAAACAUCGGAAAAAGUCCAAAAUGUGCCAGAUCGUGUGAGCGCGAGUAGUGGAGUGUGUGCCAAACGUCUCCAAUUAAUGGGAGGAGGAGGAGGACCCGGAUUCUCAGCGACAACUUUGUCAGCGGACAAAUACACGUAGGGUUGGUACUGUGUAUAAUCUCAUUGGUUAUUCUAUCAGUGUAAGUUUUGGUAGUGGGUAGUGCAAGACAUUUCUCACAGGAAUUAACGAGAGGAGUAGUCCAUUUUGGUGCAUUUUGAUGGGAACAGUUUCAUGUAACUCUCAAGCUUAUGGAAAGAAUGUAAAUGUGGAAAUAUACAUUAAGUAAAGAUGCUGGACAGGUGUAUUUAUUUGAGUCGAUGGGCCCUAAAAAAAUGUUUAUUUUACUUUUUGUGUGUUAAUGUCAACUCUUGAAUAUAAUGUUACAAAAUAUAUAUUAUAUAUCUAUAUAUCUAUAAUAAUAUAUUUCAUGUAGUUAUUCAGUAGCUGAAGAGUCAUAGUUGUGGUCUAUUGUAAGUUGUCUGAAGAAUUGUUAUAAUAGGUACUAGAUAAUGUUGAAAAGUGUCACAAAGUUAUAAUAUAGAUGUGUCUUUGGCAUUUACAUGUACCUAUUGCAAAUAUAAGACACAGCAUUGUUAUUUUAUUGUUGCAACAGUGUGUAUAAUUAUUCUUAUUUGAAGUGCAGUAUAAGCUGAAUAUGCAACAUUGUUCAAUGCUUUUUAGGAUAUGUGAAUUAGAAAACGUCCAACUAGUUGCUGGGUGGCUGGUUGCAAUUUUUAUUUUGUUGCAUUACAAGACAAAGUUUAAAAUUAAUUCAUAGU
Messenger RNA from Branchiostoma belcheri (Belcher's lancelet), 6070 nucleotides. Its product is annotated as NACHT domain- and WD repeat-containing protein 1-like. Bases 241 to 5289 code for a protein of 1682 amino acids. Gene Ontology annotation, molecular function: protein binding. The record is from RefSeq and is a predicted model, not a curated record. The transcript is spliced from 25 exons. Lineage: Eukaryota; Metazoa; Chordata; Leptocardii; Amphioxiformes; Branchiostomatidae.